Messenger RNA from Gossypium raimondii (Peruvian cotton), 3001 nucleotides. RefSeq lists its product as uncharacterized. Gene Ontology annotation, molecular function: protein binding; calcium ion binding. The coding region runs from base 363 to 2759 and encodes 798 amino acids. The transcript has a single exon. The record is from RefSeq and is a predicted model, not a curated record. Gene Ontology annotation, cellular component: plasma membrane. Lineage: Eukaryota; Viridiplantae; Streptophyta; Magnoliopsida; Malvales; Malvaceae.
CAAUAACCAAGCUAUUUUUCAAACCAAAACUCUGCUUUUUUGUGGGGUUUCCUUUGUUGUUGCCCCCACACCCUUAUCAUCAUCUGAACCAGGGAAAACCAAUUUUGAAACCAAAAAAAAAAAAAAAAAAAAAUAGAAAAGAAGAAAGAGCUCAUCAUCAUCAUCAAUCUCUUCUCUUCAUUCCCUUUAUAUAAAGCAAAAAAAGAAAAAAGAAACCCAUCUUUUUUUUCUUUUUCUUUUCUUGGUCCCUCAUUUCUCAAAUCUUAAGCUUUGGUUGAUUGGCUUUGGUUGGCAUUUCCUUCUUCAGUUUUUCCGAGGAUUAGGAGAAAAGAGAGGGAAAAAACGAAUAAGGGUAGGAGGAAAUGGCGACAAGAGGGAGUAGAUCAGAGAAGGUGAAGAGGAUUUUUCAGCAAUUCGAUAACAACCGUGAUGGGGGUCUUAACAGAGAUGAAAUGGCAGCGUUGGUCGUCGCCGUUAACCCCAGAGUCAAAUUCAGCGACGAACAACUCAACGCUAUUCUCGACGAAGUCUUCCGGACCUACGGGGAGUUCAUUGACGGCGAAAAGGGGUUAACUUAUGACGGCUUGUUGAGAACUUACGACGAUGGAGCCGGUGACGUUGACCGUGACUUCGAUGCGCUAGGUCUCGAGCUCUAUCCCGAUGAAAACAAAGGCGCAUCCAUCGUCUCCGAAGCAUCUUCUUCGUCGAUUGCGGAUGAGAGAGUAACGGAGUCACAGAGGAAGCAACGGACGACGGCGUGGGCCGGGUCACCGCACCACGAGAUAGUUUUCGACGACACGUGGAAGCUGGUGGACGAAUUGGAGAUCUUGUUGAAGAGAUUGCAAGCAAAACAAGCAAAAACUGGGAAAUUUAAAAGCGACAAUUUUGAUGCGUAUUCGGAUGCGGGGUGGUCGAGGGAACUAGGACCCUCUGCAGAGCUUUCAGAAAAAAGGGUAUAUUGGGAAGAAACGGGUCCUGAUUAUGGCAUUUUUGUCAAGGAAUUGGGAGCUUUAAGGAGUAGAGCUGAUGGGGCAAGGUCAAGAGAAGAAGCAUUUGAUGGACAAAUGGCGAUUGGGAGGGUUUUAUAUGAGCAUCAGUUGUUUAAAGAAGCUUUGAUUAGUUUCAAAAGGUCUUGCGAAUUGCAGCCAAUGGAUGUGAGGCCACAUUUUAGAGCUGGUAAUUGUUUGUAUGUGUUAGGGAAGUACAAAGAAGCUAAAGAAGAGUUUUUGUUGGCCUUGGAAGCAGCUGAGGCAGGUGGGAAUCAAUGGGGUUAUUUGCUUCCUCAAAUUUAUGUCAAUCUUGGGAUUGCUCUCGAAGGAGAAGGUAUGGUUUUAAGUGCUUGUGAGUAUUAUAGAGAGGCUGCCAUCCUUUGUCCCACGCAUUUUAGAGCUUUGAAACUUUUGGGUAGUGCUCUUUUCGGGGUUGGAGAGUAUAGGGCAGCUGCAAAGGCUUUAGAAGAGGCUAUUUUCAUGAAACCAGAUUAUGCUGAUGCACAUUGUGAUUUGGGAUCAGCUUUGCAUGCUCUGGGUGAAGAUGAGAGGGCAAUUGAGGUUUUCCAGAAAGCUAUUGACUUGAAACCUGGUCAUGUUGAUGCUUUAUACAAUCUAGGUGGGCUUUAUAUGGACUUGGGUAGGUUCCAGAGAGCUUCUGAGAUGUACACUAGGGUUUUAGCGGUGUGGCCGAAUCAUUGGCGGGCACAGCUCAAUAAGGCUGUUUCUUUGUUGGGAGCUGGAGAAACUGAAGAAGCUAAGAAAGCUUUGAAGGAGGCUUUGAAAAUGACAAACAGGGUUGAAUUACACGAUGCCAUUUACCAUUUGAAACAGCUGCAGAAGAAGAAGGUAAAGAGUAAUGGUGGUGGCAAUGGAGAAGGGGCUUUUGUAAUAGUGGAGCCAUCAAAAUUCAAGACUGUGGGUGAGAAGACUACAUUGAGGCAAGAUUUAGGAAGUGCUAUUCAAAUUAGGGCUUUCCAGAGAAUUACAAGAUUGAGCCGUUGCAACGUAGAUCUUUUGAAGAAGGAAAUGAAUGAAAUUGAUGUACCAGUCACCUACUCUGGUGGUGGAGGUCCUCAGAAAUCCAUUCGUAAGCCUAAUUUGGAAGGAAUUCUACGCAGAUUACUUAGUUUUCUAAAACCUGAAACCUUUCAAGGAGCUGUCAAAGCUAUAAAUGAGAGAAUCCUCUCUGUCUUGGAUGAAACAGGAUCAGGCAGGGUGGACUUGGGCAUGUUUUAUGCUGUUCUUGCUCCCAUUUGUAAUGGACCUCCAAAUAAACGAAAAAGGAUUGCCUUUGAUGCACUCUUAUGGCGGCCAGUAAAUGAGGGUAGUUCUCAGAUUAGAAAGGUGGAUGCUGUACAGUACAUCAAAUGGUUGAGGGCUAUUUAUGUUCCUUCUCAUGGAAUUAGUGAAAUCCUGGAAGUUCAUGGAGAAACAGAUUCCUCAAUGGUAUCUUUCAGUGAAUUUCUUACCAUGUUCGAUGAUCCUGAUUGGGGAUUUGGUAUCAUGUCCACUCUGUUGAAGUUAGAAAAUGGAGAUAGGAACCGUCAUGGGCGCCGGGUUUGUGCAGUUUGCCGUUACCCAGUUAUUGGUUCUCGCUUUAGGGAAGUGAAGUCUCAUUUUAGUCUAUGUAAUCAAUGCUACAGUGAGGGAAAAGUUCCCCCUAGCUUUAAACAGGAUGAAUAUAAAUUCAAAGAGUAUGGAAGUGAAGCCGAAGCGAUGAAAGAUAAGUGCAUGUACUUUACUUUGCAAUCCCACAAAUCUCCGUAACUAGUUGGUUUAUAGUCAUUUUACUCAUCAUGUACCAUUCCAUUGUGUUAUUUUAGUCAUCCAGUGUGCAUUGUGCAAUAUAUAGUUUCAUCCAAAUGUGUUCAGUGAGCAUCAUGCUCAUGUACAAUAAACCGUUUUCAAGCGCCCGGAUUCUUAACAGUUGCUGUAGAGAUCAUUUUUUAACUGUUCAAUGUAUCAUCAUCUUCUGCUUUGUUUAUGGUAAUGCUGGAUUUGUUUGGAGA